CAGAGGAGCGGGCCAGGGCCAAAGAGGGUUGGGAGUGUAAUUUGAAUUUAGAGUUGGCAAGGCUAGGGUUUCUAAGUUCCGUUCGACACGCCACCGAUUCUCCUCGUCGUCGUCGUUGCAGCCGCCGUCAGACCUCCCCCCUCUCAAAAUGGAGAAUUCUGGGAGUCAGACGACGGAGAAACAAAAGAAAUGCAUCCCAUAUAAUGAGGCAAGUGAUGAAGAAAAAAGAAGGCGGAGAGAAGCGUUUGCAAUGAUAAAAGCAGGGAUCCGUGAAAUAGUAAAUAGGGAUCCUGAUUCAUUCCCCUUCUGCCAAAGGCGAAAUGGUCGUCUCUCAACUCCCAACCGAUUAAAUGCCUCAAAUGCUGAUGCUUCUUCAUAUGCUGCUGAUGCCCCAAAUGCCCAGCAAUACAAUGCCUCAAAUGCUUGAUGCCAAUGCACCCAAUGGUAAUGUGCAUUUUCAUAUGAUUCGGAAGUACUUUUUCAAUUUGGUGCCAACCCGGCUGGGAUUGUGUGAGAGGGUUUCUAAACAAACCUUAUUCCUAUGAAUUUGUUAAUUACAAUGAAACAGCCCCUUUUUUUUUUGCCAAUUUCUCAUGAAGGGUUCUUCUUCUGAUUAUGAGUUAUGUGACACAAUUGUCAAUGCAUGUUAUUGUGAUGAUUU
Messenger RNA from Cuscuta campestris, 661 nucleotides. The record is from the annotation of a GenBank genome assembly. Lineage: Eukaryota; Viridiplantae; Streptophyta; Magnoliopsida; Solanales; Convolvulaceae.